UGCCCAACGUUCGAAAUUGACGAUAUUAGGGUUUUCGUUGGAAGCAAAAUGUCACCGGGUAGACUGCCGACCGUCGCCGAAAUAGGCCAGCUUGUGGCGCCGGAGAGGCUUCUCCCUACUGUGGAAUUCAACACGACGGUAAAGAAGAAGGGCUUUAUGUGCCAGAAGAGAAAAGCAACAAAAAGAAGAAGAAGCGAACUGAUGAAGAAUUGAAAAGAGAAGGGAAGGAGUCUUUAGAAGGACAUGCAUCGUAUUCAUCGUACAGGAAGGCUUGACAUUUUGAAUGUGGAGGAAUCUGAAGAAGAAUUAGAGUUGGGAGACAUUGGUACAAGCAGAGAAGGGAAGGAGCCCUUAGAAGGACAUGCAUCGUCUCCAUCUCAAACGUUGGGGAAGGACAUGCAUUGUCUUCAGCGUAAAGGAAGGCUUGACAUUUCGAAUGUUGGAGGAACAAGAGAUGGGAUAAGCAUCGGAUUCUAGUUCUUUACCAAGAAAACUCGUGGUAUUUGAGAUCUGGAACUGCUAUGAUUUCUGGCUUACCAACCAAAGUCGGUGAAAAUAUUGGAAAUUUUCUCUUUGAACUGUUCGUGACUCCGCGUAAUGUUUAUCUAGGCAGGCUCCUAAUUCCUGUGGUAGCAGCUUUGAAAUAUUUCCCUCCUCUAGCCAAUCGUGAGGAAACUUACGAGGAGAAGAUAGAGAUCACAGCCACUCUAAACAGAGAUUGGCCUAUGACAGUGAAAUAUCUUAGGUGGGAGAGUUUCUUCGUUACGGUUAGCAAUUGGUAGAGUUUUCUUUUGCGGAACCCUUUGGAUGGUAUGGAUGUGAUUCGUUUCUACAAACCUUACCGGUUUGUUACAAUAACUGUGACCUGGUUGAACUUGCCAAAUGAAGGUUUCCGGGAAUCAUCCAUGAAUUGAACCCUGAAAAUUUCCUGUUUGAGCUGCCGUUGACUGAUGUGGACAUUCUGUGUAAAAGUCUCUUCAUUCCCACGAAAGAAGUAAAGAGUCAUUUCCCCGCAGUUCGAAUUCCAGCUAAAACACAUCACAUGGAGAGGCUUUACUUUACUGAUGAGCGGAAUGGUGAAUGGCGCAUGCAAAUUGCAUGUUUUCGAGGUCUUUUCCGGCUUAUGAUGGAGGAAUUCAUCACUGAGCGCCAUUUGAUAGAAGGGGAUACAAUUAGGUUUUACAAAGCUGACCAGCCUUCUUUAAACUUGCAUCACUUCCUUAUUGGAUUUGUGAAAGGACAUGGUGAUCCGACUGAAUCAAGGACUGCAACAGUAGAUGAUAGCAUGGAUCGAGGUGGUGACAGGGAGGGUGAUGGUGUAGGAGGAGCAGACAGAGGCGGCAACAGACAGGGUUAUGGUGGAGGGAGUAGCUGUGCGGGCCACACGAGGUAGAAAUUUGGUUUUGGAGAUUGCUGUAUGGCGUUGAAAAGCAAUGCAAGGACAGAGGAGUCAUGAACAAGAAGUAGCAACAGUGCCGAUUUCGACCAAGUAGGCAGAGAAGGGAAGGAGUCCUUAGAAGGACAUGCAUCGUCUUCAUUGUACAGGAAGGCUUGACAUUUCGAAUGUGGAGGAAUCCGAAGAAGAAUUGGUGUUGGGAGGCAUUGGUACAAGCAGAGAAGGGAAGGAGCCCUUAGAAGGACAUGCAUCGCCUUCAUCUCAAACGUUGGGGAAGGACAUGCAUCGUCUUCAGCAUAUAGGAACGCUUGACAUUUCGAAUGUGGAGGAACCUGAAGAAGAAUUAGAGUUGGGAUCUAGAACUGCUAUGAUUUCUGGCUUACCAACCAAAGUUGGUGAAAAUAUGAGAAGUUUUCUCUUUGAAGUGUUAGUGAGUCCGCGUAUUGUUUAUCUAGGCAGGCUCCUAAUUCCUGUGGAAGCAGCUUUGAAAUAUUUCCCCUCUCUAGCCAAUCGUCAGGAAACUUACGAGGAGAAGAUGGAGAUCACAGACACUCAAAACAGAGAUUCGCCUAUGACACUGAAAUAUCUUGGGUCGGAGUGUUUCUUUGUCAUGGAUAGCAAUUGGCAGAGUUUUCUUUUGCGGAACCCGUUGGAUGGUAUGGAUGUGAUUCAUUUCUACAAACCUUUACCAGUUUGUUACAAUAACUGUUACUUGGUUGAACUUGCGAAACAAAGGUAUCCAGGGAUCAUCCAUGAAUUGAACCCUGAAAAUUUCCUGUUUGAGCUGCUGUUGACUGAUGUGGACAUCCUGUGCAAAAGUCUCUUCAUUCCCACGAAAGUAGUAAAGAGUCAUUUCCCCGCAGUUCGAAUCCCAGCUAAAACACAUCACAUGGAGAGGCUUUACGUUACUGAUGAGCGGAACGGUGAAUGGCGCAUGAAAAAAGGAUGCUUUCAGGGUCUUUUCCGGCUUAUGAUGGAGGAAUUCAUCACUGAGUGCCAUUUGGUAGAAGGGGAUACAAUUAGGUUUUACAAAGCUGACCAGCUUUCUUUGAACUUGCAUCACUUCCUUGUUGGAUUUGUGAAAGGACGUGCUGAUCUGACUGAAUCAAGGACUGCAGCAGUAGAUGAUAGCAAGGAUCGAGGGGGUGACAGGGAGGGUGAUGAUGGAGGAGGAGCAGACAGAGGCGGCAACAGACAGGGUGAUGGCGGAGGAGGGAGUAGCAGUGGGGGCCUCACGAGGUGGAAAUUUGGUUUUGGAGAUUGCUGUAUGGCGUUGAAAAGCAAUGCAAGGACAGAGGAGUCAUGAACAAGAAAGUAGCAACAGUGGCGAUUUUGACCAAGUAGGAAAGGAUAAUCAUUCAACGAAAUUUUGAUUACAGAUUCUCCUUGUAAAUUCCUGAGGUAGACGGAAGGACGAAAUGGUAGUUUCUAGUAGUAGCUAGCUCUGUAGAAGAUAGUGAACAGUGUUUGCAGAUGAUUGCCGAUGACACUCUGAUUGUUGAUUGUAAUAAUAUCGAAGCAUUUCUCUGUCCUGUUUGAAUGGGUAAAAACUCAAUCAUAAUCGGCGACUGCUGUUUGGAGUUUUGGUUUCUUUCUUCUUCUUUAUUUUUUCUGAACUUUUUCUUUUCUGAUGGACC
Molecule: messenger RNA, 3033 nt
Organism: Rhododendron vialii
Lineage: Eukaryota; Viridiplantae; Streptophyta; Magnoliopsida; Ericales; Ericaceae
Exons: 7
Coding region: 1524-2702 (392 amino acids)
Molecular function (GO): DNA-binding transcription factor activity; DNA binding
Source: RefSeq, a predicted model, not a curated record